Molecule: messenger RNA, 3161 nt
Organism: Anopheles bellator
Lineage: Eukaryota; Metazoa; Arthropoda; Insecta; Diptera; Culicidae
Gene: EDTP
Product: myotubularin-related protein 14
Exons: 7
Coding region: 451-2847 (798 amino acids)
Biological process (GO): dephosphorylation
Molecular function (GO): phosphatidylinositol-3-phosphate phosphatase activity
Source: RefSeq, a predicted model, not a curated record
AAACUAAAUCGUGGUGGUCAAAGUGAAAAUUGCGUCUGUUUUGCCAAUUUAGCCAGUGCUUCGUCGCGGUACCAGUGUCUGGUGUGUCGCUAUUCCGCUGCCACUUCGUUUCUGUACCCUGCUCCUGCGGUAGUCGACUGUCCAUUUCCGCGUGUGCGUUCUGCGUAGCAAAAAGUGCAGGAGGAGCACCGUGCGUCUCGUCCCCGAGCACCCAAAAAGCUGGUGUACAGCGCGCUGGUGUUUACAAUCCGGGAAAACACCAGGGUUUCGAAUUACGGUGUGCACCCGCAACGUGUGUCCCCAGUCCCAGUACGCCAGACGCAGCGCCAGCAACAGCGGCGGAGGCAGCGAAAAAAGCGCAGAAAGUUUGCCACAUCACAGCACACCUCGCCGUGUUCGUCGUGCGUGCUCGCCUUUCCCAACAGUCGGCGUCAAUGUGCAGAAGCAAGGAUGAAUUGCGAAAUCCAGGACAUCCAAUCGUUAUUGGAAUAUUUCGCCAAAAAUAUGUACCGCGCAAAGGAUUGUGAAAAUGGCAAUGACGUUAUGCAUCGGUGUAACGUACUACUCCAACAGGACUACAGUGUGAUCGAGAUCAGCAACAGCACCGGUGAACUAUCGGCCCACUAUCCCAGCAACCUGCUCAUACCGGAGUACGAGUACAAGAACUUCACCAGCAGCAACAAUACUCAACCACCGGCCACCAACGGUUUCGGUAACAGCGAUUUCCUGCCCCGCCCAAGUAACGUAGCCACCGACUUACGGUGGCCACAAUCACAGCAACCACCCAGCGCUCCACAGCCCCCUGCUCAGCAGCAGCAGCAGCAAACGAUCUACGAAACCACGUACGAUGGAAACAAGUUGCGUGAUUUGAUCAAUAAGGCACGCUUUGCCCGCUGCCGGGCCCGAUUCCCUCUCCCAGUGAUACUGUACAAGGGCAAGUACAUCUGCCGAUCGGCCACACUUUCCGGAGGGCCCGAGAUUUAUGGACGUUCCGGGCUAGACUACCUCUUCUAUAGCCUAGACUCGACCGUUACCUCGCCAACACUGGACGAGGAUGCUUACGAGGCACGCGAAACAUCGCUGCCCGAGGACACGCUCGACGACGAGCCGAUCACCAACAGCGACUGGCAGCUGUUCGAUCGCGUUCGCAGCCAAGACAUCAAACUGCUGAAGACACUGAACGUGGGCACAAUUGUGGACUUUAUGGUGGAAAAGAAAAAGGUCAAGUUCGGCAUGAACGUAACGUCGUCGGAAAAGGUGGACAAGGAGAAACGAUACAGCGAGUUUCGCAUCGUUUCGCUCCCAUAUCCGGGGUGUGAAUUUUUCCGCGACUAUCGCGACAAUAACUACUCAGGCGAGGGGCUGAUCUUCGAUUGGUCGCAGGCGCACGUCGACGCCAGUAUAGGCGUGCCGGAAGACGCGGCAACGGCACUGCUCAACAUCGAUUGGGAGAACUACAAGGACUGGGAUUUGGUGCGGAUCACGCAAAACUAUCUGAAACUGCUGCUCAAGUAUCUGCAGGAGAGCAGUUCCGGACUGCUCAUCCACUGUAUCAGCGGCUGGGAUCGCACACCGUUGUUCAUUUCGCUGCUAAGACUGUCGCUCUGGGCGGACGGAGCCAUCCAUCAGUCGCUAAGUGCGGCCCAGAUGCUCUACUUUACGAUUGCCUACGAUUGGCUACUGUUUGGACACAAUCUGCCCGAUCGGUUAAACAAGGGCGAGGUGAUAUUUUUCUUCUGCUUUUACGUGCUCAAGUACAUCGCAGAGGAUGAGUACAGCAUCUUGGGACAGCGCUACAAAAGCAAACAUAGCAGUGGCAGUAGCAGCAUAGGCGUGAUACGAACGGAUAGCGAAAGCAUGCUCGACGGUAUUCUGCUCGAUGGCGAAAGUCGGGGCUCGAGCGUUUCGCUGAACUCCACUUGCAGUUGCCUUAGCGGUCGUAGUUCGUCGCAACACGACACUCAGACUUGUAUCAGUAUCGGUGGUGCUGGUGGUGGCGGCGGUGGUGGUGGCAGCGGAUCCGGUGGUAUCAACGUUACGAUCGGUGGUUCGAGUCUCCACCAUCCCGAUUGUCAUUACAGCAUGAGCAGUGGAAGGCCGAUCGUCGGCGGCCAUCACCACCAGCAUGACGACAGUUUGAAUGCAACCAAUGGUAACGGCUGGUUAGCGCAUAGUCACGAUAGUAAUAGCAGUAUUGGAUGCAUAUCGAACGAUAGUACUACUAAUCUCAGUAAUCAUUGCGCUUGGUCACCGCAACAGAAAAGAACUAGUCCCGUGUCGGUUCCGGUAGCGAGUAGGUUGCGGCAGCGACAAGAAUCGACAUCCUCGCUGUCGGUCGGCAGCUGGCAGAUGAUAUCGGGAACCGGCAGCCUUCGCAGUACCGGUUCGGCCACGGAACUGUGCAAUGCCACCGGGGGAGCACCACAUCAGUUGCACCAUGUAUAUAGCCAUCUGUUUAGUAACACCAAUCACCCGGGUGCUGGGCGGCCGACCGAUCAUCCUAGUCUCAAUGCCACGACCCCUAACGCAAACCAACAGCACCAUCCGGCAGCGGUUCCUCUCCACUGUCAUUCGGGUCCCUUUGGACACGGGUCCCAUCCACAACACCAGCCGUCUCAGGACUCAAGCUGCGGUACGAUCAUCGACGACGAUUGUUUUAACUCAUCCUUCAGUCACGACUGUUAUGCCAUGCGCCGCGAACGUUUAAACCAGGUGCGCACCCUAUUCUACAACUGCUAUUACUCGACAAUUGCGUUCAAAUUCAAAACCGUCCCCGAUUCCGCGCUCGGUACCUUGCUCGGUAAUUUUGCGGAAAAAGUGGGGCUCGCUCACCGGACUUCGGUUUGAUUGUGGUUGGGCCGUCGACCGAUUCUGCUCUUCCACACACUUCAUGCCCAUCGGCGGACACCGUGUUGCCUUUGCGCGUGUGAGAGGGAGUCAGGGAGUGAAAAAAGGAAGUCUUCCGCUCGGAGCGUAUUUGGAAUUGACACACACUGUCUUUUUUACAUUUAUUUUAAUUUUUUGUUAGUUCUCCCUUCUGUCUAUUGGUUCUAUGAAUUUAUAAAACUUAUUGGUAAGCGACGCGUGUAACUCAGGGGCAGUGUUUGCACCCCUUUCCGGAAGCGGGUGAUUGUUUUGUUCUAAUAAAAAGCAGAACACCG